Messenger RNA from Cricetulus griseus (Chinese hamster), 413 nucleotides. The record is from RefSeq and is a predicted model, not a curated record. NCBI's taxonomy places the organism in Eukaryota, Metazoa, Chordata, Mammalia, Rodentia, Cricetidae.
UACUGAACCGCCCCCAAGUUGCGAAGAUACGCCGUCCGGGUAGUCUUUCCCGGAAAUGACGCUAGUCCCGCCCCUGAGGAAGUGACAACAGAGUGCCCUUGACGGGCAGGCCGGCUGGGCUGUACGUCCCUCCGCUCUAGCUGCCGGGAGAUGGCUCAGCGGCUUCUCUUGAGGAGGUUCCUGACCUCAGCCAUCCCCAGGAAGCCCCCUCAGAGUGGGUGGACUUCCCUCACCUCUAGAGCCCUGCAGACACCACAGUACAAUCCUGGUGGUCUGACAGGAACAUUCGGCCCAGCCCGAACAUUAUACACAACCAGAGUCUGCUCAACAACCUUUAAUGUCCAGGAUGGACCUGACUUUCAAGACAGAGUUGUCAACAGUGAAACACCAGUUGUUGUGGAUUUUCAUGCACA